GGUGUUCCCCAGAGGAUGAAGGGGAUCGGGUCAGUGACAGACAGAGACAGAGACAGUGUUCCGGUGCUCACUGGAGGUAGUGAGGCCGCUACCGAGCAGUGCCUGGUAUCGCGGGCUGUGAACCCCCCGGCGCUGCCAUCCCCUUCCCCCAGCCCCCUCCUAACGGGGGCGGGGAGACAGUCACUGCCGCACUGCGCUAAGGAGCAGCAACGGGCCGAGGGAGGCACCGUGAAGAUGUCGGAGUUACUGCUGCUGGCUUCACCCCGGCGGGCAGAGUCCCAAUCUUCCAAGGCAGAUGACAGACAAAGACUGGCCAAAGAAAGGAGAGAAGAACGAGAGAGAACUCUGGCCGUGAGAGAGCAGCAGAUCCUGCAGAAGGAGAAACGAGCCCAACUGCUUUACGAGAGGCAGAUUGAGGAGCGGUGGAAGAAGCUGGAGGAGCAGAGACAGCGGGAGGAGCAGAGAAGAGCCGCCGUUGAGGAAAAACGAAAGCAGAAGCUGGAAGAAGAGAAGCAGCGUCACGAGGCCAUGAUGCGUCGUACUUUAGAGCGUAGUCAACAGCUCGAGCAGCGACAGAAGCGAUGGUCCUGGGGAGGAGCAGGAGCACCUGCAGGAGCUGGGACUAGGGAUGGUGCAUCAGAAAAUACCCCACCCUGCCCUCUAGGUUUAGCGUUCAACAGCCCUCCGGCUCCUGAGACCUCUGGUGCUGCUGAUUCCAUUGCUGCACCAGACAAAUUCUCAGUCCCUGCUGCCAAUCUGCCCAGACACAUGGAGUCAAUGAGUGGCAAACUCCUGUCGCCCUCGACAUCAGCCAACCCACAGCCCCCUGAGAAAGUGUUGACUAGUCCCCAGAAGACCAAUUCCAAGUCUGCACUCACUCCUUCAGGAGACAGGCCGGAUGGCACAGCAGUGUCGCCGGGAGAGGCAAAGUCGACACUGACGUCAGAACCGCAGCAGACCGAGAAAACGAAAAAGGCAAAAAGGCAGACAUCCCCCGGGCAUGUGUCAAGUGUGACGUCCACGCUCAGAAGAUCUCAGUCUCCUGCAAACAUGUCCAAAAGGUCCUCGUCACCUGCUGUGAAGGCCAACUCAAAGAUACGAACACGAUCUCCCAGCUCCAGCAAAGAGUUUCCACCAUCUCCAACUUCUAGCAGCAAAUCUUCGCCCAUGAGAAGACGACCGUCUUCUCAUAACAUUGCAGAAAGUAAAAAAAAGACCAAAGACAAGGGCGAUCUGGCACGGCAGAAAUCAGAGGAGAAUACAGGGAGUGAUGCUAAAUCACCAGAGUUGGCAGAGAGUGACUCUCCAGCGACCACACCAAUCAAGGAGCAUGAUCGGAAGAAAGCAGCUCUAGGUGAAGACGCGUCCUCUACAAAGACCACGGCGGGGACGACGAACCCGGAGGAAGCAGCAAGGCUGCUGGCAGAAAGGCGGAGGCAUGCCCGGCUGCAGAAGGAGCUGGAGGAGAAGGAAAGGCUGGAGCAAGAGGAAGCAGAGAGGAAACGUCAGGAGGAGCUGCAGAGAAGAGAAGCUGAAGAGACAGCUCGCCGUGAGGAAGAGGCACGCAAACUCGAAGAACAGCGAAUACAGCAGGAGCUGGAGCGCCAGAGAAAGGCGGAAGAGGAAAGAAUCCUCCGGGAACAACAGGAGAGAGAACUUCUGGCCAGACUGGAGCAGCAGCGAGAAGAAGCUGAAAUCAAGGCUCGGGAGGCAGCGGAGCGACAGCGAUUAGAACGGGAACAGAUCAUCCACCAGAUUGAGCAGGAGCGAAUGGAGCGAAAGAAGAGAAUCGAAGAGAUCAUGAAAAGAACCAGGCGAAGUGACACUGGAGACCCCAAGGUAACCAUAGCAACUGUAAAGUUAACCCCCCCCCCCCCCACCACCGCGUCUCCUGUAGUUUCCCUCCUUUCUGAAUAUUUUGCCACACUGUUAGUGUUGGAUGGAAUCUGCUGUAGAGCACACCAACUGCUCUAUGACUCACCAGUUUGUUUAAAUGUUUUGAUUCAAUCACCAAGAUGGCCAAUUUGGAGUCAUAAAAUACGAGAGUUUUUACAGCAUGGGAAAAGUCCCAUUGAGUCCACACUUGUUCAACCAUCCACCUAUACUAGGCCUAUUCUCCGGCACUUGGUCCCUAGCCUCGCAUGCUAUGGUGCUUCAAAUGUUCAUCUAAGCAGAACUUAG
Chiloscyllium plagiosum (whitespotted bambooshark) is the source of this 2181-nucleotide messenger RNA. RefSeq names its product MAP7 domain-containing protein 2-like. Gene Ontology annotation, biological process: microtubule cytoskeleton organization. Lineage: Eukaryota; Metazoa; Chordata; Chondrichthyes; Orectolobiformes; Hemiscylliidae. Gene Ontology annotation, cellular component: microtubule cytoskeleton. The record is from RefSeq and is a predicted model, not a curated record.